AUGAGCGGGCGGUGGUGGAGAAAGGCGCUGGUGGUUGCAGCCACUUUGGCGAGCUGGACAGUGAGGGUUGAGGCCGCCUCCAGAGAUCAAUGGCUCGGUCGCUCCGUCUACCAGAUUGUUACCGAUCGCUUUGCUCGAACCGAUAACUCAACCACCGCCGCUUGUGAUGCAGCACAAGGCAACUACUGCGGGGGCUCGUUCCGUGGCAUCAUCAACAGACUCGACUAUAUCCAGGAACUCGGGUUUGAUGCAAUUUGGAUCUCUCCGGCACAAAGUCAAAUAUCAGAACGAACCGCGGAUCUUUCAGCUUACCAUGGCUACUGGCCAAACGACCUCUAUUCGAUCAACUCUCAUUUCGGUACUUCCAAUGACCUCAAAGCCUUAUCCUCAGCCUUGCACAAGCGUGGGAUGUACUUGAUGCUGGAUGUCGUGGUCGGGGAUAUGGCCUGGGCGGGAAACCACACCACGGUCGACUACAGCACGUUCAACCCUUUCAACGAUCGGAAAUAUUUCCACGACUACAAGCUUCUCUCGUCUGAUCCCCACAAUGAUACCUGUGUUUUGGACUGCUGGAUGGGGGACAAUGUCGUCUCGCUCCCAGAUCUACGAAACGAGGACCAGGAGGUUCAGAACAUGCUGGGCACUUGGGUCAAGGAGUUGGUCUCGAACUACUCUGUCGAUGGGUUGCGGAUCGACAGUGUCUUGAACAUUGACCAAGACUUUUUCUCGAGCUUCAACAAAUCCGCGGGGGUUUUCCUUUUUGGUGAAGGCGCGACGAAGACUGCAGCGGACAUUUGCCCUCUGCAGUCAGAUAUCAACGGACUGCUAAACUAUCCCUUGUAUUAUAUCCUCACCAACGCCUUCAAUACGACACACGGCGACCUGAGCGCCAUCUUCCAGUCUAUUGACUACACGAAGUCACUGUGUGAGGACGUGCUGGCUAUGGGAACGUUUACAUCGAAUCAGGACGUCCCUCGCUUUGGCUCGUAUACCUCGGACAUCUCUCUUGCUCGGAACAUUCUCACCACCAGCAUGCUGGCUGACGGUAUUCCCAUUCUCUAUUACGGGGAAGAGCAGCACCUGUCGGGUGCAUUUAACCCGGUGAAUCGUGAGGCUCUCUGGCGCACGAACUACUCGAUGGAUUCGACCUCGCUCCCGUCACUCGUCCAAUCGCUGAACCGCAUUCGAUCAUAUGCCAGCGGGGACGGCAAACAGUACACGCUCAAGUCACAGGCGGGGCGCGACUAUCUCUCGUACCUGUCAUUGCCGAUCUACAACUCAACCAACAUUCUGGCCAUCCGCAAGGGCUUUGCUGGCAAUCAGGUUGUGAGUGUCGUAUCUAACCUGGGAGCCAAGCCCGCCACCAAAGCCACCACCAAAUUCACCCUGGGCGCCGACGGCACGGGUUUCCAAUCCCGACAGAACGUGACGGAGAUCCUGUCUUGCAAAACAUUCGUCACCGAUGCCAGCGGUAAUCUCACCGUCGACCUCAGCUCGGACGGCGGUCCUCGGGUGUACUAUCCCACUGACAGCCUGAAGAACAGCACCAAUAUCUGUAAGGAUGAUGACUCCUCAACGGGAACGCCGAGUAGCUCGGCAGCCUCGUCUGCAAGCCCCUCGCCCUCCACCGGGGCUCAGUCUUCCUUAUUCGGUCUGUCGAGGGAGAUAAGGACGGUGCUGGUGACGGCGGCCAUGGCCACCUCUUACUUAGUCAUCUAA
Molecule: messenger RNA, 1719 nt
Organism: Aspergillus japonicus CBS 114.51
Lineage: Eukaryota; Fungi; Ascomycota; Eurotiomycetes; Eurotiales; Aspergillaceae
Product: alpha-amylase
Exons: 9
Coding region: 1-1719 (572 amino acids)
Biological process (GO): carbohydrate catabolic process
Molecular function (GO): alpha-amylase activity; calcium ion binding
Source: RefSeq, a predicted model, not a curated record